AUGGGAGCCGACAACUCACGUGCUCGUCCAAUCGUUCAUUGCGUUGAGAGUACGGACUUCCAACCUCCGGCAGAUUUUGACUACCUCGACUUUGAGGUAACUCCUUUCGCGCACGGCAGUUGCCGCGAGACAUAUCGGGGGAAGAUCUCCUCGAAAGAAACUGUGCAGGCCAACAGGAAUAUUCCUCUCGGCGGGGGAGAGUGGAUAUCUAUAAAUGUAGAUGAAAAGCUAGUAUAUCCUUGUGUGGUGAAGAUGUUCAAAAAGCAGCACGUGACCCAGGCUCAAACGUGGAAUCAGGACUUGUCAGCUUUGAUGCUCAGCCGCGAGUUGAGUGACAAGUUCAACAAGGUCUUCGUGUCUCAGAUAGACAGAGCACACGAGAUCAGUUUUGCAAGGGCCGUGCUGUUCCAGGUAAGCGAUCGUGGCUCAACCCACCAUUUCGGCAGACGAAGCGUGGGUCAAGGCUUCUUGGCCGGUCUGUCCACCCGUGCCAUAUUAGCUGUAGCUUUCCCACAGGCAGUGGUGCCAUGUACCCUGCUCUCGGCAUACGCAUCUCUGGUGGGAAGUGCUGUCAGCAUGGAUGAGACACCAGCACGAGUGCAGCAGAAAGAAAUCGUUUGUGUUGAACCCUAUCUCGAUGGCAGUUUUGUCAAAGUGAACAGCAACUCUGGACACUGGAAAGAAAGCAAGCAUGCAGAAGUAGCCCAAGCUUUUUCUCAUUGGACUUGGGCCGAGACUAAGGGUAAGAAGCUGGUCUGUGAUCUGCAAGGUGUACAGCAGAAAGAUGGCACUUGGCUCUUCACGGACCACACGAUUCAAGGAGGCUCGGGCCCCACCGAUCUGGGCUUUGCUGGAAUGCAUGCAUUCUUCUACUUCCACAAGUGCAACGAGAUGUGCAAAGGCCUGCCCAGGCCGGACAUACCAUCUUCUCCUCCUCCAUUUAUACCGUACCGGUCAGAGACCACAUUCUCCUGGGAAGUUGUCGAUGCGUCAAUUUGUGCUCGUCAGCAAACCGGAGGUACCUGCUAUGCCCAUGCUUCCGCGACAGUCAUUCGAGCGGCAGAGAGUCGCAUUAUUGGACGCUGCCCUGAAGAUCACGACAGCAUGGUUGAGCGUAUCGUCGCCAAGUAUGGCACGAACGGUGCAUGGCCACAGGCUGUGUUGAAUGAUGAAUGUCCGAAGCUGCGUCUUUCCCACAAGAUCGUUGAACGGCCAGAGGCCGAAGCAGCGGUACAGCGAGGACACGCAAUUCUGGCCGCCUUCUGGCUCACAGAGACGGGAUGGAAGGCGUUCUCCAAUUUUUUCAAGCAGAACCCAGGGAAGGUUCUGGAGCAAUUGCCUUCGGAGGGAAAGCAUGUUACCAGAGGCCAUGCCGUGGUUAUCGUCGGGCAGAAGCCGAACGUUUGGUUCCUGAAAAACUCAUGGGGCCCCGAGUGGGCUGACAGCGGCUACUUCCGCAUCCACAAGGACGUCUUCAAAGAUAUCCGGUAUCACCACGUGUAUUUCCUGGAGACAAAUCUGACUGAAAAUGACCGGCAGGCAUACGAACAGGCACAGGCCGCCCAGAAGCAGCGGCAGCCGACUCUGCCGCCGGCGCCGCCCCCUUCGGCGCCUCCGCCCCCGCCGCCAAAGCCGCGGCUGGAGAGCGAGGUGGAAGUGAUCCUCAGUGAUGAAGACAGGGCCCAGCUCGAAAAGCGGGCUGAGGAGAUGGCCUUGAAAUCACUGGCGGCACUUCCCGAGGCGACCAGGGGCAUGAAGCUGCCGGCCGUCAAAGCUGGCAUUCUGAAAAGGCUGUUGAGCCAAGCGCAGAAGGACCUGCCGAAGCCCGUGGAGGUUCAACAGGUCCAGACUGCGCCACCCAUGCCUCCGACGCAGAUGCCUCCCGACCUCGAUGCCUUCGGAGACGAAGAGCUGCAGAAGCUCCGCUGCAGCCUGCGCCGCCCGCCAACAGAGCUGCCUCCGCCCCAAGACGGCGUAGAGACUCUAGGGGAUGAGCCCUGGUUCGCAGACCCCACCGUGCGCUUAGCCCUCCGCGAUGCCGUGGACGUGGCACACGCAGACUUCAAGAUCCUCGUUGGCAACCCCGCGGAAGAGAUCGCCAGGAUCUGCCCCCGUGACGGCCGAAGCCUCCGCGCCGGGGCGGUGCUACGGCUGGGUGGUAGCCAUCUCGGUGGCUACGGCGAUGCUGACGUGGCCUAUGCCUUUCGUCAGCUGUCGCGCGCACUUCACCCAGACAAGAAUCCAGACAACGCCGAUGCAGGUGAUGCCUUCAAGCGGCUGAAAGAGGCUCAGGAGGAGCUCAAAAUCAGCCUGGAGGACGCCCGCGCCCUCAUCCGGCGCCUGGCAGCGCCCUUCCGCUUUGCCUCCGUGGGUGAGGAGGAAAUGCGCCGCCCUCAGGCGGCGCUCUUCGCAGAGGCCACUCGCUUAGUGGCAUCCGUGCUGGCGCUCAGCACGGAAGGUGUCGUACCUGCAGCAGCGCGACAACGAGCGCAGGCGUCCCUUAGGCUACUGCCCGGCGAGGGCGGCGGAUGGGCGCUGCCAUCCGCAGGGGCCGAGCCCUUCGUCGAGGCCUGGCUCAGCAGCAGCGCCGACCUUCUUCAGAUCUUGGCCGAGCCGUCCAUACGUAGCGCCUACGACUGCGCUCCCAAGCGGUACCGGGCCCAGUUCCUGGUGCUCCUCGCCCGGUGCGCGCUCUUUGAGGCCGAGAAGACGGGUGGUUGCGUGCGCCAAGCCUGGGGGAAGAUCUGGGAGUCCUUCCCGGAGAUCCAGCUGUGGCAGCAGUUGAGGCAAAUGCUCGUGAAGAAGUGCCAAGUACAUGGGCGCCAGCCAAAGCGCGAUGCCUCUGGCGCCAUCAAGGAGAAGGAUUGGUCGACUUGGGCCAAGCGCUGGCGCAAGAUCAUCCGCGCGGUCCUGCCCAACAGUGAUGCAGAGGCAGCUCCCUGGUCCGACGCCGAGCUGAGGAAGUUGUGCGCUGCUUUGUGGCGCGAUUUUGCCGAUCCCCUCGAGAAGGGAGACGGGGAAGAGGCAGAAACUGCCAGGCGUUGCCUCGGCCUCUUCCGAACGGAGAGUCGCGGCGCAGCGGACGUCGAGGCUCAGCGCGGGGCCGCCCCGGCAGAGUGGGCGUUCGUGCCUGCAGCAGACUUGCUGCUGGUCGUAGGCGAAGGAGCCGUUGGUGUCACGGUGGCGGGCGUUUCUGCAGAUGGGGACGGUAAACGGUUGCCGUUCGCCACAGCGAUCUUUCAGACAAUGAUGUGA
Symbiodinium sp. CCMP2456 is the source of this 3255-nucleotide messenger RNA. The record is from the annotation of a GenBank genome assembly. NCBI's taxonomy places the organism in Eukaryota, Dinophyceae, Suessiales, Symbiodiniaceae.